Molecule: messenger RNA, 528 nt
Organism: Amoebophrya sp. A120
Lineage: Eukaryota; Dinophyceae; Syndiniales; Amoebophryaceae
Source: the annotation of a GenBank genome assembly
GGCAUCUUCUUGGCCGCCGUGCGUGGCUGGUUUGUCCGGUCCUGGCGCAUUCUACUCCAAGCCCGCAGCGCGGCAGGAAGUUGGUUGCGCGUGGGCGGGCGGACGGCGGGGCCGCCCCCAUUUCGGCGCUGCCGGUGUUCGGCGGCGUGGGCGGAUGGAGACCCGUUGUGGGCCCCUGCGCCAGGGGGGCAAUGUCUUGGGGCUGCCGGAUGUGAGAAAGAGGUCGGAGGCCGUGGCCAGUGCGCUGCCGAGCCCCCCGCCGGGGCAAGGAAGCGCCGCGCGCCUGGGCACGCACGGCGACGGUGAUGCCCAUUGUGCGGGGCGUCGAUGGGUGUCGGAGACGUGCCCCGUGAUGUCCUUCUCCCCGCCAUGGGCAGCGGGCUCGAGGUCCCGUUGGUUCUGCUGGACGGAAGGCUUUGAAUCUCCGGCCAGGACUUCAACAAAACCGGCGACGCGCCUGCACAUACCAGGCAAAUCACUGCAACGGCAGCGCAUGAGCAUCAGCAUGGUGGUGCGCCUCUUGCUCCU